Molecule: messenger RNA, 1383 nt
Organism: Ostreobium quekettii
Lineage: Eukaryota; Viridiplantae; Chlorophyta; Ulvophyceae; Bryopsidales; Ostreobiaceae
Source: the annotation of a GenBank genome assembly
AUGGGCGUGGACGUGAACGGCUCCGUGAAUGCCAGCACGGACCGCCUGACCUCGGGGACGGCCUCCGGGUUCGAGGUCGAUGGGGGUUGCGGCAAGCAGGGCAAGUGCCGGGCCGCCGCGGCGGCCACCGGCCAGUGGGUGAAGAAGUACUUCUGGGAGGGGCAGCACCUGGCCGAGGGCGCCGCCAAGGGGACCAAAUUGAGUGAGGAUGAGCCGGAGGGGGACAAGACGUUCCUACAGAGGCACCGGCGGGUGAUUGGAUUCGUGCUGCCGGGGCUGUUCUUCCACGUGCUGUGGUGGUCGUGGAUGGGCAGCCAGGACCUGUUCCACCUGUUCGGGGAGCGCUCCGGUGGGCAGGACAUCCCGAGGUACUACAUGAGCAUUACCAUGCUGUUUGGGUCGAUGAUCGCCGGCGCGACGAGCGAGGGCGGGGCCAGCGUGGCCUUCCCGGUCAUGACGCUGGUGUUCUCGAUUCUGCCCGCUGUGGCGCGGGACUUCUCGUUCAUGAUUCAGUCCGUGGGCAUGACCUCGGCGGCGUUCACCAUCCUGUUCAUGCGGGUCAAGAUCGAGCUGCACUCGCUGAUAUGGUGCACCAUCGGCGGCACGGCGGGGAUCAUCUUCGGCCUGGAGGAGGUGGCGCCGCAGCUGACGCCCAGCUACUCCAAGAUGUACUUCGUGGUCAUCUGGUUCGCCUUCGCCUUCUCCCUGUAUUGGCUGAACCGCAACCACGGCCGCCCCGUCUUCGACGAGGUGCCGGACUUCGACAGGGACGUGAUCAGCGUCCUCGGCUGGCAAAUAAAGUGGAAGGCGCUGGUGCUGCUGGGCUUCGGAUUCAUGGGCGGCGUCUUCUCCGCCAUGGCGGGCAGCGGCAUCGACAUCUGCUCCUUCUCCGCGCUCACCCUCCUCUUCCGGGUGUCCGAGAAGAUCGCCACGCCCACCUCCGUCAUCCUCAUGGCCAUCAACACCUGCGUGGGCUUCGCCUACCGCGAGUUCGCCAUGGGCGGCGUGCAGGAGGACGCCUGGGGCUUCUUCGCCGUGUGCGUGCCCAUCGUGGUGAUCGGCGCGCCCCUGGGCUCCCUGGUGGGCUCGCACUUCCACAGGCUGGUCCUGGCUGGCUUCGUGUACGUCACGGACACCGCCCAGCUGGUCCUGGCGCUCAUCGUCGUCAAGCCCUGGCUGCACGCGAACGACGGCGGCAAGAAGGACAACGACGACCCCACCCACCUGACCCUCACCUCCGGCGCCAUCCUCGUCGCGGGCGCCAUCUUCUUCAAGCUCAUGGAGAUGGCUGGCAGAAAGCUGCUCGACAUCCAGGAGCAGAGGAUGGCCGAGGCCGAGGGCAUGCAAUUAGCCAAGAGGAAAGUGGACGACGAGCCGGUGUGA